AUGGGAGACCAGAUCCACCUGUCACUGACGUGUCUGCAGCUGCAGUACGGAGAUGUCUUCCAAAUGCAUAUGGGCUCCCUUGUGGUGGUGGUGCUGGUACAGCAGGGUGAGGCAAUCGCUGGACGCACUGACCUCUUCACCUUCUCCACCGUGGCCAAUGGCACUAGCAUGACAUUCAGCGAGAAAUACGGCGCUGCCUGUGUGCUCCACAAGAAGCUGUGCAAGAACGCCCUGUGCUCCUUCUCGCAUGCAGAGCUGCGGGGCCCUGGCACCACCUGUCUGCUAAAGGAGCACGUGUGCGCCGAGGCGGCUCGUAUGGUGGAGGUCAUUUGGGAGCACUCAGAGGGGAGCGAGGGGCUAGGUCUGGACCUUGUGGUCCCGCUGGUCACGUCGGUGGCAAAAUUGGUGUGUGUCUUGUGUUUCGGGAAGAGGUAUGACUACAAUGACACGGAGUUCCUCACUAUUGUGCACAUCAACAACGAGGUGUUGCAGAUCUUUGCUGCAGGAAACCUGGUCGACUUGUUACCUGUGUUCCGCUACCUGCCGAGCCCGUCUCUGAGGAAGAUAAUAAUAAUAAUAAUAUGCCAUUUAGCAGACGCUUUUAUCCAAAGCGACUUACAGUCAUGCGUGCAUACAUUUUUGUGUAUGGGUGGUCCCGGAGAUCGAACCCACUACCUUGGCAUUACAAGCGCCGUGCUCUACCAGCUGAGCUGGUUGAGCACAUCAACAGAAUGAACAGCUUCAUGGAACGCAAUAUCGAGGAGCACCUGGAGACCUUUGAAAAAGUAUGAGCCACACCUGGGUCAUGCAAAUCAGAGCACGCCACAGAAAAAUGUUUUAAAACAGAAAACAAAACAUGAGUGCUUCUUUUUGGGACAAGUCCAUGUUGAGUGCAUCUUUUUGGGACAAGUCCAAGUAGUCACUCCCUGUUUCAGUCAGUUUUCUUCUGUUUGGUGGCUAAUCCCAAGCGAAAAAAUUUUAAUAUUUAAAUAUGCUUAAAUCAUACUUCAUGAAUAUAUUUUAAGUAUAUUUAAAAUAUCUAAAUUGAAACCAUUUUGAAUACAUUUAAUGCAUUUAAUGUCCAUUUUAUUGAUAUUUUAUUAGCAUUUGUAUAUUAAAAUACUUUUAAAAAUGCUCUCAAUUGGGACACUUUUUUGUACUUAAGAUAUUCUUUAGUAUAGUAUAUUAAUAAUGAGCACUAUACUUUAUUAUUGCUAUAUAAUUCUAAGAAAUAUACUAAAAUUAAAUAUCCAUUUUAAAAUGAUCUUAAGUUUUAUAUACUUUCAAAAACGUAAACUUCACUCUUAACACACUUAAUUAGCAUGUAAAGGUUACCUUGAUGACCAAGGCAUCUCCUCAGCAAAUGUUAACAUGCUAUUUACAAAGCAGUUGUGGCUGGAGCAGCAAUUUACAAGUAACACUUUUGGAGAUUGUGCACCAUUGGCAUUUCACACUUUAGUUCUUCACAUUACGGUAAUAAAUUAACAUUUCAAUAAAAUGUGUAAUAUGUAAGGUGUAAUUAAAAGUACAGCAUUAUUUAGUUUGGAAAUUAACCUCAAAACAUUUGAAUAAGCCAAAUAUGAGGAACAAUAUCAUAUUAUAAAUCAAAACUUCAACACGAAAGGAUGCUGGGGAAUAUGCCAUUUCUGUGCACAUGCGUUUUUAAAAAGUAUACUUUAAAUAUAUUUUGUGGACAUUUAAGUUAAAUCUACUUUUUUGGAAGUAUACUUAAGUAUAUUUUCUUGAGAUAUGAAAAACUAUACUCUCAGGAAGAAUGUUCCUCUGCUGUGCAAUAAACAAUCGUUAUCAUUGUCAACUUUCUCUGCACUUUUCUGAACAGAAUUUCAGAAAUUACUUCAAAACUCAUUAUUGGCACUGAAACUACAGUGCCUUGCAAACGUAUUCAUAACCCUUGGAUUUAUUCACAUUUUGUUGUUACAACGUGGGAUUAAAAUGGAUUUGUAAUUUGUACUUUUUUGACAACAAUCUACACAAAAUACUAUAAUGUCAAAGUGGAAGAUUUCUAUUUAUUUGUUUUCAAAAGGUGGAUAGAAAUUAAAUAACUAAAUAUAGUCAUUGCAUAAGUAUUUAGCUCCCUGAGUCAAUAUAUGCUAGAACACCAUGGAAGCAAUUACAGCGAUGAGGCUUCUUGGGUAAGUCUCUAAGAGCUUACUCACCUGGAUUGUGAAACAUUAGCCCUUAUUCUUUUCAUAAUUCUUCAAGCUCUGUCAAUAUGUUGGUGCUCACGGCUACACAGCAAAUUUCAAAUGUUGCCAUAGAUUUUCAAGCAGAUUUAAGUCAAAACUGUAACUUGGACACAUUCGAUGACAAUUAGUCACAUCAGUGAAAAUCAAACUGUCCACUUAGAAGCACACUGAUUUAAAUGUCCUGCUGUUGUGCAAAUGAAAUGGACAACAGGUGGAAAUUAUAGGCAAUUAGCAAGACACCCCCAAUAAAGGACUGUUUUGCAUGUGGUGACAACAGACCACUUCUCAGUUCCUAUGCUUCCUGGCUGAUGUUUUGGUCACUUUUGUAUGCUGGCGGUGCUUUCACUCUAGUGGUAGCAUGAGACGGAGUCUACAACCCACACCAAGUGGCUCAGUAAGUGCAGCUCAUCCAGGAUGGCACAUCAAUGCGAGCUGUGGCAAGAAGGUUUUGCUGUGUCUGUCAGCGUAGUGUCCAGAGCAUGGAGGCGCUACCAGGAGACAGGCCAGUACAUCAGGAGACGUGGAGGAGGCCGUAGGAGGGCAACAACCCAGCAGCAGGACUGCUACCUCCACCUUUGUGCAAGGAGGAGCAGGGGGGAGCACUGCCAGAGCCCUGCAAAAUGACCUCCAGCAGGCCACAAAUGUGCAUGUGUCUGCUCAAAUGGUCAGAAACAGACUCCAUGAGGGUGGUAUGAGGGCCCGACGUCCACAGGUGGGGGUUGUGCUUACAGCCCAACACCGUGCAGGACGUUUGGCAUUUGCCAGAGAACACCAAGAUUGGCAAAUUCGCCACUGGCGCCCUGUGCUCUUCACAGAUGAAAGCAGGUUCACACUGAGCACGUGACAGACGUGACAGAGUCUGGAGACGCCGUGGAGAACGUUCUGCUGCCUGCAACAUCCUCCAGCAUGACCGGUUUGGCGGUGGGUCAGUCAUGGUGUGGGGUGGCAUUUCUUUGGGGGGCCGCACAGCCCUCCAUGUGCUUGCCAGAGGUAGCCUGACUGCCAUUAGGUACCGAGAUGAGAUCCUUAGACCCCUUGUGAGACCAUAUGCUGGUGCGGUUGGCCCUGGGUUCCUCCUAAUGCAAGACAAUGCUAGACCUCAUGUGGCUGGAGUGUGUCAGCAGUUCCUGCAAGAGGAAGGCAUUGAUGCUAUGGACUGGCCCGCCCGUUCCCCAGACCUGAAUCCAAUUGAGCACAUCUGGGACAUCACGUCUCACUCCAUCCACCAACGCCACAUUGCACCACAGACUGUCCAGGAGUUGGCGGAUGCUUUAGUCCAGGUCUGGGAGGAGAUCCCUCAGGAGACCAUCCGCCACCUCAUCAGGAGCAUGCCCAGGCAUUGUAGGGAGGUCAUACAGGCACGUGGAGGCCACACACACUACUGAGCCUCAUUUUGACUUGUUUUAAGGACAUUACAUCAAUGUUGGAUCAGCCUGUAGUGUGGUUUUCCACUUUAAUUUUGAGGGUGACUCCAAAUCCAGACCUCCAUGGGUUGAUACAUUUAAUUUCCAUUGAUAAUUUUUGUGUGAUUUUGUUGUCAGCACAUUCAACUAUGUAAAGAAAAAAGUAUUUAAUAAGAUUAUUUCAUUCAUUCAGAUCUAGGAUGUGUUAUUUUAGUGUUCCCUUUAUUUUUUUGAGCAGUGUAUAUUUCUCAUCAAUUAGAAAUAUACUAAAAUGGUAUUUGAAUUAGAAUUCCUGUAUUUUCUUUACAAAAAAGUGUAUUUGUAAUGUGUUUCAAGUAUACUUCUACAAAUACGUUACACUUCUACUCAUUAACCACUUUAGCUAUUUUAAUUAGCCAUGUAAAGGUUACCUUGAUUGACCAAGGCAUCUCCUCAGCCAAUGUUAACAUGCUAUUUACAAAGCAGUUGUGGCUGGAGCAGCAAUUUACAAGUAACACUUUUGAGAAUUGUGCACCAUUGGCAUUUCACACUUUAGUUCUUCACAUUACGGUAAUAAAUUAACAUUUCAAUAAAAUGUGUAAUAUGUAAGGUGUAAUUAAAAGUACAGCAUUAUUUAGUUUGGAAAUUAACCUCAAAACAUUUGAAUAAGCCAAAUAUGAGGAACAAUAUCAUAUUAUAAAUCAAAACUUCAACACGAAAGGAUGCUGGGGAAUAUGCACAUUUCUGUGCACAUGCGUUUUUGAAAGUAUACUUUAAAUAUAUUUUGUGGACAUUUAAGUUAAAUAUACUUUUUUGGAAGUAUACUUAAGUAUAUUUUCUUGAGAUAUGAAAAACUAUACUCUCAGGAAGCAUGUUCCUCUGCUGUGCAAUAAACAAUCGUUAUCAUUGUCAACUUUCUCUGCACUUUUCUGAACAGAAUUUCAGAAAGUACUUAAAAACUCAUUAUUGGCACUGAAACUACAGUGCCUUGCAAAAGUAUUCAUAACCCUUGGAUUUAUUCACAUUUUGUUGUUACAACGUGGGAUUAAAAUGGAUUUGUAAUUUGUACUUUUUUGACAACAAUCUACACAAAAUACUAUAAUGUCAAAGUGGAAGAUUUCUAUUUAUUUGUUUUCAAAAGGUGGAUAGAAAUUAAAUAACUAAAAUAUAGUCAUUGCAUAAGUAUUUAGCUCCCUGAGUCAAUAUAUGCUAGAAACACCAUUGGAAGCGAUUACAGCGAUGAGGCUUCUUGGGUAAGUCUCUAAGAGCUUUACUCACCUGGAUUGUGAAACAUUAGCCCUUUAUUCUUUUCAUAAUUCUUCAAGCUCUGUCAAUAUGUUGGUGCUCACGGCUACACAGCAAAUUUCAAAUGUUGCCAUAGAUUUUCAAGCAGAUUUAAGUCAAAACUGUAACUUGGACACAUUCUGUCUUCUUGGUAAGCAACUCCAGUGUAGAUUUGGCCUUGUGUUGUAGGUUAUUGUCCUGCUGAAAGGUGAAUUCCUCUCUCAGUGUCUGAAGCAAGGUUUCCUCUAAGAUUUUGCCUGUGCUUAACUCCAUCCAGUUUAUUUUUAUCCUGAAAAACUCCCUAGUAUUUGCCGAUGUCAUGCAUACCCAUACCAUGAUGCAGCCACCACCAUGCUUGAAAAUAAGGUGGCAGUUACUCAGUGAUGUGUUGUGUUGGAUUUGCACCAAACAAACAGUAUAGCUUUGCAUUUUGCAGUAUUACUUUAGUGCCUUGUUGCAUACAAGAUGAACAGUAUGUUUUGGAAUAUUCUGUAUAUUGCAGCUCAGUUCAGAAGGACGACUGUAUCUUUGAUGUGUCUGGAUGAUUUAAUACAUAAUCCACAGCAUAAUUAUUCACUUGACCAUGUUUAAAGAGAUAUUCAUUGUCUGAUUUGAUGUUGUUAACGAUCUACUAAUCACUGCCCUUUUAUGAGGCUUUCAAAAGGCUCUCUGGUCUUUGUGUUUGAAAUUCAAUACGUGACUGAGGGACCUUACAGAUCUUGUAUGUAUGGGGGACAGAGGAAGGGUUAGUCAUAAACAAAUUAAUGUCAACCCCUAUUAUUUCACACAGAGUCCAUGUAACAUAUUCUGUGAUUUGUUAUGCCAAAUUUUACUCCUGAACUAAUUUAUGCCUGCCUAAACAAAGAGGCUGAAUACUUAUGCAAUGACUAUAUUUUAGUUAUUUAGUAACUUUUUUUUUUUUUUUCACUUUGACAUUACACAGUAUUUUGAGUUCAUUGUUGACAACAAAUUACAAUUAUAUCAAUUUUAAUCCCAGAUUUUAACACAAUAAAACUUGAAGAAAUACAAGGGGUAUGAAUACUUUUGCAAAAACAACUCCAAGUGUAUUUUUAAUGAAUAUACUAAAUUAAUGAGUGUGUUUAAGUUUAAUGAUAGUGAACUUAAAGACUGAAAAAUAAUUAAUUUAAAGUACACUUUUAAUAAGUGUAUUGAAGGUUGAUGAUAGUAUAUUAAAAGUAUACCAAAAUACUGAAAAAACAAUCAAUAUAAAGUACACUUUUAAUAAGUGUGAUAUAGUAUAUUUAUAGUAUACAUAAGAUAUACUAGAAAAAUACAUCUCAUAUUUAAAGUAUAUUAUUUGAAUUUGUUGUAUAUUUAAGUAUACUUUUUCGCUUGGGAUGAACAGACCCUGAACACAGACAGUAUGAUAUAUUGCAAUGUUGAUGUAUGAUAACAUAUCCAACGGGAUUCAGCCAUUCUGCUGUUACAGCUGGAGGCAGGAACAGGGUAUGUUGAUAGAUAUGCUAUUGAAACUAUGGGCUAUAGGCGUAAAAUCUUUAAUGUGUAUACAGUGAAAAAGCAUGUUGACGUGGAUAGUUUUUGCAGACAUCUCAACUUGGAGAGAAAUCUCAGCUUUCAUGUGUGACUUUUAGGCUGAAUUUGUAGAUUAGUAAACUGUUAAAUUAGAUAUGUUCAGUGCUAUCAGAUUCUGGUACAGAAGCACAGAAAACCAAUCAGCCAUUGAGGGAUUUGUUUCAGUGCUGGAGGGAUAGACAGAGAGUGAAGGAAUUACGCAGGGGUGAAGGAAAGGAAGAGAUGGGAGAGAGGGAGGGAGAGAUAGUUUGAGAAGAGGUAAAUGUGGAAAAAGGAGGGUUCCUUUUUGGAAAGCAUGUUUUUGCUUGUGAUUUUGCCUCUUCAGGUUGCAUAUGACAGUAGGAAAUACAUGAACAGCUGAAAUCAAAGCUACAGUAUAAGAGACCUACACUUAUAUCUACGACAGUGCAGACCAGGCUUAUAUCUACCAAACGAGGCUAAAGUGGACCUUUGUUCUUGUGCACAGUGUCUAAAAUGCUCGCAUGUACUCUUUAAUUAGGAAUUAUUAAUCCGGUGGAAGACACGUGCUGACAUGUUUUCAAGAAGAUGCUGCCAUUUACUGUCAGUCUCACUAUUACAAUUCGAUGGUACAUUUGAUUAGCGGGUCGUGUGCUAAAGUUUUGAAAGGAUUACAUUUCAUUGUAAGUGUAUAUUGAAUAAGACACAGAUAUAAGCUGGAGUGGCAAGGUUACGACUCCUCCUUGCGCAUUUAAGAUGAAUCUUAAUCUUAACAGCUGCAGGCAUUAAGUAGAGGGUAAAGUAAAGUCUUAAGUAACGUUUUGAUGAUGUGUGUGUUUCCAGGACUGUAUCCGUGACAUCACAGAUGCUCUGAUUGCACUCUGUGAGGAGCGGCAGGAGGAUGAGGUCACAGCAGUGCUGUCCAACUCCCAGAUCAUACACACUGUCACCAACAUCUUUGGAGCAGGUGAGAGAGACGGAACAGAGAAAUUAUGCAACACCUGAUUUGAAGGUCUGCUUAAAAACAGCAUAUUAACACAAAGGCUAUUACACAGAUUGUUAGUUCUUUAAAAUAAAUGUGUCAACUGACCAUGAGGCGAUUUCAGGGCUGUGGCUGUUGUAUGUUUGCUGAGACUAUAUUUUCAAAUCCAGAUUUGUUAAAUUUUUGGGGAAGAUCUCCAUGCCUAGCAGGGAUGGGUUGAAGAAUACCUUUGAACAGACCAACAAUACAGCAACCUCUUUAAGUUAGCGUUCAUAAUAGCAUGGAUAUGGUGAUGGUAAUAUAGACGAUUGUAACUGAUGUUACAUUUUUUAUUUUAUUUUAACAUUUCAGGAUUCGAUACCAUUAUAGCUGGUUUGCAGUGAAGCCUCCUAUACCUCAUCAAGUUUCCUGAAAUCCAGGUCAAAAUACACCAGGAGAUUGAUACUGUACAUCCUCUGUAAAUGAAUAACUCCUCCUGCCUGAACAGCACUUCUUAUAGUGUAAUACCCUAUGCCCUUAUAGCGCUAUAUGGUCUUAUUGUCUCCUCAUACCUUGUCUCUUUGUAUGUCUGCUUGUGUGUCUGCUUUACCUGGUACUUUACCUGCUAAGAAUAAUUCCUUUGUUUUAUAAAAAUGGAUGGGAGUUCAGCUGUUUUAUGAAUGAACGGUCAUUCCUGACAAACAGCACGUCCUAAUGAGCAGAGAUUCCUGCAGUACCACCCAGUUUGACAGUUUGACGGUGUAGAUGGGCCGUCUGUGCAGUUCCAUACAAUGAUCUAAUCUUUCAUAGACGGAUCCACGUCUUUGUUUGGUUCAGGCGACCACAUUGGCCCUGCCAGACUACCUCGGUUUGUGGACGAGACCAAGAUGCCUUUUACCGAGGCCUUCAUAUGCGAGGUGUUCCGUCACACAUCCUACGUCCCCUUCAAACCAAAUCAAAUCAAUUUGUAUUGGUCACAUACACGUGUUUAGCAGAUGUUAUUGCUGGUGUAGCGAAACGCUUGUGCUUCUAGCUCCGACAGUGCAGUAAUAUCUAACAAUUUCACAACAUAUACCCAAUACACACAAAUCUAAGUAAGGAAUUAAUUAAGAAUAUAUACAUAUAUGGACGAGCGACGUCAGAGCCGCAUGGACUAAGAUACAGUAGAAUAGUAUAGAAUACAGUAUAUACAUAUGAGAUGAGUAAUGCAAGAUAUGUAAACAUUAUUAAAGUGACUAAGAUACCGUAGAAUAGUAUAGAAUACAGUAUAUACAUAUGAGAUGAGUAAUGCAAGAUACGUAAACAUUAUUAAAGUGGCUAGUGUUCCAUUUAUUAAAGUGGCCAGUGAUUUCUAGUCUAUGUCUAUAGGCAGCAGCCUCUAAUAUUCUAGUGAUGGCUGUUUAACAGUCUGAUGGCCUUGAGAUAGAAGCUGCUUUUCAGUCUCUCGGUCCCAGCUUUGAUGCACCUGUACUGACCUCGCCUUCUGGAUGAUAGAGGGGUGAACAGGCAGUGGCUCGGGUGGUUGAUGUCCUUGAUGAUAUUUUUGGCCUUCCUGUGACAUCGGGUGCUGUAGGUGUCCUGGAGGGCUGGUAGUUUGCCCCCGGUAAUGCGUUGGGCAGACCGCGCCACCCUCUGGAGAGCCUUGCGGUUGCGGGCGGUGCAGUUGCCGUACCAGGCGGUGAUACAGCCCGACAGGAUGCUCUCAAUUGUGCAUCUGUAAAAGUUUGUGAGGGUUUUAGGUGCCAAGCCAAAUGUCUUCAGCCUCCUGAGGUUGAAGAGGCUCUGUUGUGCUUCACCACACUCUGUGUGGGUGGUCCAUUUCAGUUUGUCAGUGAUGUGUACGCCGAGGAACUUGAAGCUUUCCACCUUCUCCACUGCGGUCCCGUCGAUGUGGAUAGGUGGGUGUUCCUUCUGCUGAAGUCCACGAUCAUCUCCUCUGUUUUGUUGACGUUGAGUGAGAGGUUACUUUCCUGGCACCACACUCCCAGAGCCCUCACCUCCUCCCUGUAGGCUGUAUCGUCAUUGUUGGUAAUCAAGCCUACUACUGUUGUGUCGUCUGCAAACUUAAUGAUUAAGUUGGAGGUGUGCGUAGCCACGCAGUCAUGGGUGAACAGGGAGUACAGGAGUGGGCUGAGCACGUACCCCUGUGGGGACCCAGUGUUGAGGAUCAGCGAGGUGGAGCUGUUGUUUCCUACCUUUACCACCUGGGGGCGGCCCGUCAGGAAGUCCAGGACCCUGUUUCACAGGGCAGGGUUCAGACCCAGGGCCUCGAGCUUAAUGAUGAGCUUGGAGGGUACUAUGGUGUUGAAUUCUGAGCUAUAGUCAAUGAACAGCAUUCUUACAUAGGUAUUCCUCUUGUCCAGAUGGGAUAGGGCAGUGUGCAGGGUGAUGGCGAUUGCAUCGUCUGUGGAUGUAUUGGGGUGGUAAGCAAUUUGAAGUGGGUCUAGAGUGGCAGGUAAGGUAGAGGUGAUAUGAUCCUUGACUAGUCUCUCAAAGCACUUCAUGAUGACAGAGGUGAGUGCUAUGGGGCGAUAGUCAUUUAUUUCAGUUACCUUUGCUUUCUUGGGUAAAGGAACAAUGGUGGCCCUCAUGAAGCAUGUGGGGACAGCAGACUGGGAUAGGGAGAGAUUGAAUAUGUCCGUAAACACACCAGCCAGCUGGUCUGCGCAUGCUCUGAGGACGUGGCUAGGGAUGCCGUCUGGGCCGGCAGACUUGUGAUGGUUAACACGUUUAAAUGUUUUACUCACAUCGGCCACGGAGAAGAAGUGCCCACAGACUUUGGUAGCGGGCCGCGUCGGUGUCACUGUGUUAUCCUCAAAGUGGGUGAAGAAGGUGUUUAGCUUGUCCGUAAGCAAGACGUCAGUCUGGGCGAUGUGGCUGGUUUUCCUUUUGUAGUCCGUGAUUGUCUGUAGACCCUGCCACAUACGUCUCGUGUCUGAGGCGUUCCAUUGCGACUCCACUUUGUCUCUAUACUGACGUUUUGCUUGUUUGAUUGCCUUGCGGAGUGAAUAACUACACUGUUUGUAUUCUGCCAUAUUCCCAGUCAACUUGCCAUGGUUAAAUGCGGUGGUUCGGCGCGAAUGCUGCCAUCUAUCCACGGUUUCUGGUUAGGGUAGGUUUUAAUAGUCACAGUGGGUACGACAUCUCCUAUACACUUCCUGAUAAACUCAGUUACUGUAUCAGGGUAUUCGUCUAAAUUAUUUUCGGAAGCUACCCGGAACACAUCCCAGUCCGCGUGAUCAAAACAAUCCUGAAGCGUGGAUUCCGAUUGGUCAGACCAGCGUUGGAUAGUCCUUAGAACGGGUACUUCCUGUUUGAGUUUCUGCCUGUAGGAAGGGAGAAGCAAAAUGGAGUCGUGGUCAGAUUUGCCAAAAGGAGAGUGGGGGAGGGUCUUGUAAGCAUCCCGGAAGUUUGAAUAACAGUGGUCGAGUGUUUUAGCAUUGCGAGUACUACAGUCGAUAUGUUGAUAGAACUUCGGCAGCCUAGUCCUCAAAUUUGCUUUGUUAAAAUCUCCAGCUACAAUAAAUGCAGCCUCAGGAUAUGUGGUUUCCAGUUUGCAUGAAGUCCAGUGAAGUUCUUUGAGGGCCGUUGUGGUAUCGGCUUGAGGGGGGAUAUAAACGGCCAUGGCUAUAACAGAGGAAAAAUCUCUUGGGAGAUAAUACGGUCGGCAUUUGAUUGUGAGGUAUUCUAGGUCGGGUGAACAAAACAACUUGAGUUCCUGUAUGUUACUACAAUUACACCAUUAGUCUUUAAUCAUGAAACACACACCUCCAUCCUUCUGCUUCCCGGAGAGAUAUUUAUUCCUGUCUGCGUGAUGAACUGGGAAUCCCUCUGGCUGGACCGAUUUCGACAGAGUAUCCGAGAAAGACAUGUUUCCAUGGAACAAAGUAUGUUACAGGCCCUCAUGUCUUUUUGGAAAGAAAUCCUUGCCCUGAGCUCGUCAACUUUGUUAUCCAAAGGCUGAACAUUAGCGAGUAAUAUACUCGGAAGCGGUGGGUGGUGUGCGCGUCUCCUAAGUCGAACCAGCCUGCCUCGAGUGCCUCUCCUCUGCUGCCAAUAUUUUGGGUCGGCUUCUGGAAUCAGUUCAAUUGCUCUGGGGAGAGUGAACAAAGGAUCUGCUUCGGGGAAGUCAUAUUCCUGGUCGUAAUGCUGGUAGUUCUGGUGAGUUACCGCCGCUCUGAUAUCCAAUAGUUCUUCCCGGCUGUAUGUAAUGACACAAAACAUUUCCUGAGCUAAUAAUGUAAAAAAUAAUACAUAAAAAAACUAAAUACUGCAAAGUUUCCUAAGAGCUAGUCGCGAGGCCGCCAUCUCCGUCGGCGCCAUCUUACGCUUCACCAUACCACACUGGUGAGGCUCAGAUAACAGUUACAGUAACAACUUGUAAUGUUUAUUUCUGCAUGUUGCCUGUCUGCUAGUAUAUGCAGAUCAAAGUGUUAGCUCUAGGAAUGGAAUGUUGCUAUUUACACAGUUGGUCUCUUUUGUCCUGCUUUUCUUCCCUUUAGCACCACAGAAAACAUCACACUCAAUGGAUACUUCAUUCCUAAGGACACAUGUGUCUUCAUCAAUCAGUAUCAAGUUAAUGUGAGUGUUAUCUGUAUGCAUCUCAAAACAAACUUCUCAAUAUCCAUUUUAGUCCUUUGAGGAGGUGACAUGACUAUUUGGAGAUGUCAAUGACAGAAUGCAUUUGAAACAUCACGCACAGUAAAACUUAAUCCAAUUAUUUUAUUUAUAGGAGUGGGAUAAAAGGUGCUUGUGCAUCGAUAAGCACACCAAAGCGGGCAUUAACUGUAAGUAAUAAAAUAAAGACUGCACUUCAACAAGCCUAUUUCACACCAUAGCCUGUUGAAAUUGCAAGAUAACUUUUCUUUCAUUUUGAUUUCGGCACAAAUUUAAAUGUGGCACUGACUCGCCCAUGGAUUGAUGUUUCAGCAUUGUCUCAUUGAAGAGAUCAGCGUUCAACUAGACACGUGCGACAUGCACACGCAGUUACAACAUUUUACAUUUAAGUCAUUUAGCAGACGCUCUUAUCCAGAGCGACUUACAGUUAGUGAGUGCAUAAUAUAUUUUUUUCAUACUGGCCCCCCGUGGGAAUCGAACCCACAACCCUGGCGUUGCAAGCGCCAUGCUCUACCAACUGAGCUACAGGAGGCCUAGAGUUAGCAGCAGGCGGGCGAGCAAUAUCCAUCGUAGUAGUUAACGGAUGAAGCCUGAACUGGAAUGUGAAGCUAACUAAAGCUGGCUAGCUCUAGAAAACCCAGAGUAGAUCUAGCUUCAAUCGUAGUAGUAAACAGACCGAAACAGGGAGGGACUGACUACUUGGACUUGUCCAAUAAGAAAUGCUAAUUUUUGUUUCCAAGUUCAAAACAUUUUCCGUUGUGUGCCCUAAUGAACACAACCCUCUUGUGGUCGUCACUGGUCUGUUGUCGUUUUUCUAAUUUGUAGAGAUCUGUGGGGUGACCCAGACGUGUUCUGCCCCGAGCGCUUCCUGGGUGAAGAGGGACUGCUCAACAAAGACCUGACAGAGAAGGUCAUGAUCUUCGGGAUGGGGUAA
Messenger RNA from Coregonus sp. 'balchen', 12897 nucleotides. NCBI's taxonomy places the organism in Eukaryota, Metazoa, Chordata, Actinopteri, Salmoniformes, Salmonidae. The record is from the annotation of a GenBank genome assembly.